Gallus gallus (chicken) is the source of this 2150-nucleotide messenger RNA. Its product is annotated as heterogeneous nuclear ribonucleoprotein L-like. Lineage: Eukaryota; Metazoa; Chordata; Aves; Galliformes; Phasianidae. Gene Ontology annotation, cellular component: nucleus. The record is from RefSeq and is a predicted model, not a curated record. Bases 33 to 1871 code for a protein of 612 amino acids. Gene Ontology annotation, molecular function: mRNA binding. The transcript is spliced from 12 exons. Gene Ontology annotation, biological process: mRNA processing; regulation of RNA splicing.
GUGGCGGAGGCGGUGCGGCGGAGCGGGGCGCCAUGUCGCGGCGGCGGUGGCGGGGCCCGCAGAGCGCGGAGGGCAGCGGCCGCGGGGGCGAGAUGGGCAAAAUGGCGGCGGGCGGCGGCGGCGGGGGCGGCUCGGGGCGGUACUACGGCGGGGGGGGCGACGGAGGCCGAGCCCCGAAGCGUCAGAAGACGGAGAACGCGGAGCCGCCGCCUCAUGGGCCCGGAGGGCCGGGGGGGGGCGGCGGGGCCGGGGCCGGCGGAGCGGAGAACUACGACGAUCCCCACAAGACCCCCGCGUCCCCCGUGGUGCACAUCCGGGGGCUGAUCGACGGCGUGGUGGAGGCCGACCUGGUGGAGGCCCUGCAGGAGUUUGGCCCCAUCAGUUACGUGGUGGUGAUGCCCAAGAAGCGCCAGGCCUUGGUGGAGUUUGAGGACAUCCUGGGUGCCUGCAAUGCUGUCAACUACGCAGCCGACAACCAAAUCUACAUCGCCGGACACCCCGCCUUCGUCAACUACUCCACCAGCCAGAAGAUCUCCCGCCCCGGGGACAGCGACGACUCCCGCGGCGUCAACAACGUUUUGCUCUUCACCAUUCUCAACCCCAUCUACUCGAUCACGACGGAUGUGCUCUACACCAUCUGCAACCCGUGUGGCCCCGUGCAGAGGAUCGUUAUCUUCAGGAAGAACGGCGUCCAGGCCAUGGUGGAGUUUGACUCAGUGCAGAGCGCACAGCGAGCCAAAGCGUCCCUUAACGGGGCCGACAUCUACUCUGGGUGCUGCACGCUGAAGAUUGAGUACGCUAAGCCCACACGCCUGAACGUUUUCAAGAACGACCAGGACACCUGGGACUACACCAACCCCAACCUCAGCGGACAAGGCGACCCGGGCGGCAAUCCCAACAAGCGCCAGCGGCAGCCCCCGCUCCUGGGAGACCACCCGGCGGAGUACGGUAGGACGCUGCAGUGCUGGGGGGGGGGGGGAGGGGGGUGCGGAGGUGUCAGCCCUCCCCACGGGAUCCCCAACUCUGUCCCUGUGCUCCCCCCAUCCUUCCCAGGAGGACCCCACGGCGGAUACCACGGGCACUACCACGAUGAGGGCUACGGCCCCCCGCCGCCCCAUUAUGAAGGGAGGAGGAUGGGACCCCCGGUCGGGGGGCACCGCCGGGGGCCCAGCCGCUACGGCCCCCAGUAUGGGCACCCCCCGCCCCCACCGCCGCCCCCUGAGUAUGGCCCCCACGCCGACAGCCCAGUGCUGAUGGUUUACGGGUUGGACCAGUCCAAGAUGAACUGUGACCGCGUCUUCAACAUCUUCUGCCUCUACGGGAACGUGGAGAAGGUGAAGUUCAUGAAGAGCAAACCGGGGGCGGCCAUGGUGGAGAUGGCCGACGGGUACGCCGUGGACAGGGCCAUCACCCACCUCAACAACAACUUCAUGUUCGGGCAGAAGCUGAACGUCUGCGUCUCCAAGCAGCAAGCCAUCAUGCCGGGGCAGUCCUACGGGCUGGAGGACGGUUCCUGCAGCUACAAAGACUUCAGCGGGUCACGCAACAACCGCUUCUCCACCCCGGAGCAGGCGGCCAAGAACCGCAUCCAGCACCCCAGCAACGUGCUGCACUUCUUCAACGCGCCCCUCGAGGUGACGGAGGAGAACUUCUACGAGAUCUGCGACGAGCUGGGGGUGAAGCGGCCGUCCUCCGUCAAGGUGUUCUCUGGCAAGAGUGAGCGCAGCUCCUCGGGGCUGCUGGAGUGGGAGUCCAAGAGCGACGCUCUGGAGACCCUCGGCUUCCUCAACCACUACCAGAUGAAGAACCCCAAUGGGCCCUACCCCUACACGCUGAAGCUCUGCUUCUCCACCGCCCAGCACGCCUCCUAAGUGUUACCCCCCCACGGGGCCCCCCCGGCCGGACCCUGCUCUCUUUUGGUUUUUUUUUUUCUUUUUUUCUUCUUUUUUUUUUAUUAAAAAAAAAAACAGAACAGUCACGCAGAGGCUGCCCGCAGGGGAGGCCGUGGCGGUGCCCCCCCCCUCUAUUUCCCACCCCCCCAUCAUUUUUAAGGAGAACGAUUGUAUGUGUGACCCAUCCCCGUGUUGUAAACUCCCCCCCCCUCCCCACUGCUGGGCCCCCGGAGCCUUUCAAUAAACUGUUUGGAAACA